Messenger RNA from Drosophila hydei, 1492 nucleotides. It is a transcript of the gene Naam, whose product is annotated as nicotinamidase. NCBI's taxonomy places the organism in Eukaryota, Metazoa, Arthropoda, Insecta, Diptera, Drosophilidae. The transcript has 6 exons. The record is from RefSeq and is a predicted model, not a curated record. Gene Ontology annotation, molecular function: calcium ion binding. The coding region runs from base 1 to 1074 and encodes 357 amino acids.
AUGGAUUCACCAACACCGCCAAUUGUCAUCGAGGAUUCGAACGGUUCAGCAAUGGACGCCUGCUUUACGGCAUUUGACAAGGAUGGCGAUGACCGCCUGAAUCUGGCUGAGUUUACGCUAAUCUGCCGUGCUCUGUUCCGCAAUGACAAGGGCCACAUCUACGAUGUGCCACACGAACGCCUCGAGCAAAUAUUCGCUGUCUUUGAUAAGAACGGAGAUGGCUUCAUCGAUAGGGAGGAGUUUAAAUUUUGCUGGAAUCAAUGGAUAAAAACGAUUGUGCGACCGGUGAACGCGUUUCUCAUUGUUGAUGUACAAAAUGAUUUUAUAAGUGGUUCCUUGGAUAUAAGUAAUUGCACUGCACAGCAGCAAGGACAUGAGAUACUGGAGCCCAUUAACAAGCUGCUGGACACGGUGGACUUUGAUGCUGUCUUCUAUUCGCUCGACUGGCAUCCCAGCGAUCAUGUUUCAUUUAUUGAUAAUGUCAAAAUGCGAGCAAUGGACGAGUCGUCUGCGCUGGAUGCCGAUUCGGCCAAGGUUUUUGACACGGUCAUCUUUGCCGGGCCGCCGCCUAUGAAGCAGCGUCUGUGGCCGCGUCAUUGUGUUCAGGAUUCUUGGGGUGCUGAGCUGCACAAGGAUCUGAAGGUGGUCGAUCAUGGCAUCAAGGUCUACAAGGGCACCAAUCCGGAGGUGGACUCCUAUUCCGUAUUCUGGGACAACAAAAAGUUGUCGGACACCACGCUAAAUGCCCAGCUCAAGAUGAAAGGCGCCACGGACAUCUAUGUGUGCGGCCUGGCCUACGAUGUCUGUGUUGGAGCAACGGCUGUGGACGCUCUGUCCGCCGGCUAUCGCACCGUCUUGAUAGACGACUGCUGCCGCGGCACCGAUUUCCAUGACAUUGAGCACACCAAGGAGAAGGUGGUUACCAGCGAUGGAGUCAUUGUGCACACCAAUGAGGUCAAGGCUAUGGCCGAGGGUCGCGAUCGUCGCCCCGAGCUGGGCUACAAGCUGGCCAUGGAGCUCAAGAGCCCCGACUCAGUGUUAUCGCAACGCAAUGGCUUCAGACCCAGCUUCUAAAGAUCUUACCGACAAAUUCAAGACAUCACAAAUCACAAGCUGAGCAAUCACAACAGGAACAGGAAUAGCUGGUCCAAAUUUUGAAAAAUGACAUCUAGUUUACAUAGUUAGUUAAGCUUUAGUGUGUUUUAGUUAAAAACAAAACUCUUUGAACACUUAUAAUGAGAGGACGUAGUUCAGCUAGCUUUUGCUAAACAUUGCAAGAAUUUGUAGAAUUUGGUAACGUUUUUAACAUUUUUUUAACAGCGUACUCAAUAAACUCUAACAUCAAUAGUUGCCGAAAAGUUUUCGUCUAUUGACAGCUUAAGUAUUACUCUCUUAACUCUCGCACUUCUAUGGCAAAUGUUGUAUAUGGCACCUGUUUGACGUAAAUUCCCUUUCAAAAUACACGAUUGUUCUACCCAAGUUAAUAUUAUGU